CACGAGUUUCAUUAGUUCCGUUUUCGUGAAUCUCUGCGUGUGGGAACAAAGACGAAGAAGAGAAAGAGCAAACAAGACGAAGUGACACUGAUAGAAACCCUAGGGUUUUUUUUUAAUUCCGUCGAGGCGUAAUGUCGUCGGAGGUACAGAUUUCGCCGGCGAUUCACGACCCGCAAGGGCAAGAGAAGCAGCAGCAAGCCGCCGGAGUCGGAAUUUUGCUUCAGAUCAUGAUGCUCGUCCUCUCUUUUGUACUGGGUCAUGUCCUUCGCCGUCAUAAGUUCUAUUAUCUGCCUGAAGCUUCUGCUUCGCUUCUAAUCGGGCUGAUCGUUGGUGGUUUAGCCAACAUCUCGAACACGGAGACUAGCAUAAGGACAUGGUUCAAUUUCCACGAUGAGUUCUUCUUUCUGUUUCUGCUGCCUCCCAUCAUAUUCCAGUCAGGCUUCAGUCUGCAACCUAAACCUUUCUUUUCAAACUUUGGAGCCAUUGUCACUUUUUCAGUGCUUGGAACUUUUGUAGCUUCCAUGGUCACUGGAUUGCUAGUGUACCUUGGCGGAGUGAUGUUUCUCAUGUACAGACUUCCAUUCGUUGAGUGUCUCAUGUUUGGCUCUCUUAUCUCAGCCACUGAUCCUGUCACUGUAUUGUCUAUAUUUCAGGAACUUGGUUCAGAUGUAAAUUUGUAUGCCCUGGUGUUUGGAGAAUCAGUUUUAAAUGAUGCUAUGGCGAUAUCUCUCUACAGGACAAUGUCCUUGGUGAGAAGUCAUUCCUCUGGACAAAAUUUCUUUAUGGUGAUAGUCAGGUUUCUCGAAACGUUUGUUGGUUCAAUGUCUGCAGGCGUUGGAGUUGGAUUUACCUCUGCCCUCCUAUUCAAGUAUGCAGGACUGGAUGUUGACAAUCUGCAGAACUUGGAGUGCUGUCUCUUUGUUCUUUUUCCAUAUUUCUCAUACAUGCUUGCUGAAGGUCUCAGUCUUUCUGGCAUCGUAUCGAUUCUAUUUACAGGGAUUGUCAUGAAACAUUAUACCUACUCAAACUUGUCUGCAAAUUCUCAGCGAUUUGUGUCUGCAUUUUUUCAUCUGAUAUCUUCACUGGCAGAGACUUUUGUGUUCAUCUACAUGGGUUUUGAUAUUGCCAUGGAAAAGCAUAGUUGGUCACAUGUGGGAUUCAUCUUUUUCUCUAUUUUAUUUAUCGUAAUUGCAAGGGCAGCUAAUGUGUUUGGUUGUGGAUAUUUGGUCAAUCUGGCACGACCUGCUCAUAGGAAAAUACCAAUGACGCACCAAAAAGCACUUUGGUAUAGUGGACUUCGAGGUGCUAUGGCUUUUGCUCUUGCUCUGCAAUCUGUUCACGAUCUCCCAGAAGGACAUGGUCAAACUAUAUUCACUGCAACUACAGCCAUUGUUGUUCUGACGGUGUUACUGAUUGGAGGAUCCACUGGUACAAUGCUUGAAGCCCUAGAGGUUGUAGGUGAUAGCCACGAUCCAUCUUUAGGUGAUGGCUUUGAGGUGGUGAACAGUCGUUAUAUGACUAGUUAUGAUGAUGAAGAUACACCGUCAGGGAGUGGAUUCAGGACAAAAUUAAGAGAGUUCCAUAAGAGUGCGGCAUCAUUCACAGAACUAGAUAGGAACUACCUAACACCGUUCUUCACAAGUAACAACGGAGAUUAUGAUGAUGAGGGUAACAUACAGCAACACCAUGAAGAACGAAUCCCAUUUACUAGAAGAGGAAAUCUAAAUAACCGCGGCUAAAUCCCCGAGACAAGAUAUCUAGUUUUUCACUGGCAUAGAUGUACAUAAAACAAAAUGGGAUGUAUGGGAGGAAGUAGUGAGAAGGGUUUCUUCUAGAGAGUUCUCUCUAAUGUGGGACUGUGUUGUUGCUUUGAACCUCAAUGGAUAUUGUUAGGUUGGGACUAAUUACAUUCACAAAAAGAAGAAAAGGAAAAAAAAAAAAAAACUUGAUGGCCAUGACUGGUAUACUUGUCUAUCCCAGGAAUCUUGUUCCGUAUAAAUUUCUCUGGAAAUGCUAUGAAGGCCUUUUUGUCUUGUA
Messenger RNA from Capsella rubella, 2037 nucleotides. Its product is annotated as sodium/hydrogen exchanger 6. Gene Ontology annotation, biological process: proton transmembrane transport; sodium ion transport; regulation of pH. NCBI's taxonomy places the organism in Eukaryota, Viridiplantae, Streptophyta, Magnoliopsida, Brassicales, Brassicaceae. Gene Ontology annotation, cellular component: endosome; membrane. Gene Ontology annotation, molecular function: sodium:proton antiporter activity. The transcript is spliced from 22 exons. Bases 132 to 1739 code for a protein of 535 amino acids. The record is from RefSeq and is a predicted model, not a curated record.